Messenger RNA from Anopheles nili, 1649 nucleotides. RefSeq names its product probable 26S proteasome non-ATPase regulatory subunit 3 (gene Rpn3). The record is from RefSeq and is a predicted model, not a curated record. Gene Ontology annotation, biological process: ubiquitin-dependent protein catabolic process; regulation of protein catabolic process. Lineage: Eukaryota; Metazoa; Arthropoda; Insecta; Diptera; Culicidae. Bases 1 to 1491 code for a protein of 496 amino acids. Gene Ontology annotation, molecular function: enzyme regulator activity. Gene Ontology annotation, cellular component: proteasome complex; proteasome regulatory particle, lid subcomplex. The transcript has a single exon.
AUGGUUUCUCAAACGACUUCAACGGCGGCAUCGUCCGAGCCCAUCGUGGAUGUGGAAAUGGAAAGCGCGGAGGAUGCGGAAACGGCGAAGAAAGACGGCGAAUUGGCGGUGGUCAUGGAAAUACGGGAUCAUGCUCGGCAAAUUGACAAAGCGGUGCUGAGUAAGGAAUCUCGGUUCAUCUGGCGCGUACUGCGUUGUCUUCCGACGACUCGCCGAAAGUUGGGCCUGCCCGUCGUUCGUUCGCUGGCCGUGCAACUAUAUCCUGCCGGAACCGAGCGUGACGGUAUCAUGACGUAUAUCGAAGAGUACCUUGCAGGGACACAGGAACCCGAGCUUCCGCGUCCCCGAGCGGCCAUCAAGAGUCCAGUGCCAGAGGUUGACGCGUAUUUCCACUUGUUACUGCUGGUGCGCCUCUUGGACAAGAACGAACUAAUGAAAGCGACCAAGUGUUCGCAGGAUUUGAUGGCGAAGAUCGUUGGGCAAAAUCGUCGUUCCUUGGAUCUUAUUGCCGCCAAGUGCUACUUCUACCACUCACGUGUGGCCGAGCUGAAUAACGAUCUGGAGAGUAUUCGACCAUUUUUGCACUCCCGUCUGCGUACGGCUACUCUUCGUAACGAUUUUGAAGGUCAGGCGGUCCUUAUUAACUGUCUUCUGCGUAACUAUCUUCACUACUCGUUGUACGAUCAAGCGGACAAGCUGGUGAACAAGUCAGUUUUUCCGGAAACGGCUAGCAACAAUGAAUGUGCCCGAUUCUUAUACUAUCUAGGGCGCAUAAAAGCAGCAAAAUUAGAAUACAGCGUUGCGCACAAGCAACUCGUACAAGCGCUUCGGAAGGCACCACAACAGGCCGCCGUUGGAUUCCGCCAAACAGUGCAGAAGUUGGUAAUCGUAGUUGAGUUGUUGCUCGGAGAUAUCCCAGAGCGCAAGGUAUUCCGACAGGCUGCAUUGCGUCGUUCUCUGGGACCGUACUUCCAGCUCACACAAGCGGUACGAAUGGGCAAUCUGCAGCGUUUUGGUGAGGUGCUAGAAAACUUCGGCGAACAGUUUCGCCAGGAUCACACGUUUACAUUGAUUAUUCGCUUGCGUCAUAAUGUAAUAAAGACGGCGAUCCGUUCGAUUGGACUUGCGUAUUCCCGCAUCAGUCCGCAUGACAUUGCCCGUAAGCUUGGACUGGAUUCACCCGAGGAUGCAGAGUUCAUCGUUGCGAAGGCGAUCCGUGACGGAGUGAUUGAAGCUACGCUUGACCCAGAGAAAGGAUAUAUGCGAAGCAAGGAGAGCACCGAUAUUUAUUCGACGCGUGAACCUCAGCUAGCUUUUCAUCAACGCAUUUCGUUUUGCUUGGAUCUGCACAACCAGAGUGUUAAGGCAAUGCGUUAUCCACCCAAAUCUUAUGGAAAGGAGUUGGAAAGUGCAGAAGAGAGACGGGAACGAGAGCAGCAGGAUUUAGAAUUGGCAAAAGAAAUGGCUGAAGAAGACGAUGAUGGAUUUUAAAAGCCAGGAGCAUUCAAGCGGAGAUUCUGUAUUCAUUAGCACGUUGGCUGAAAAUAAAAAUUGAACUGUAACGUACGGGAGCAGAAUUAUAGAAUAUUUUUGUUCUCCGUAUAAUAUGCAUAUUUCCUUUUUUGAUUAAUAAACAGAGGAACUGCAUU